CUCUCUCCCACUUCAGAUCAUGUUCCGUCUCUCGACAAUUGGGACGGCAGGGCUUGCGCGGGUCACGGGCAUGGUGGCGGCGGCGACGUCGUGGAAAGUGGCUGGCGUGGCGGCGGCCCGGGGCAUGGCGGACUUGCCGUACUGGGACGACAGCUCGUCGCAACUGCCUGGGUGGGAGGAGGAGCAGUCGCGUGGUGGCGGUGGUGGGUAUGGAGGCGGCCGGAACGGCGGCGGCGCGGCGAGUGGUCGGGCUUACGGCGGAAGCGGCGGCGGCGAUGGGCAGCCUGUGCACAACGCGCGGUAUGCGCUGUACAAAGCGACCAAGAGCGAGAUGCGAGGGGCGGCUGUCCAGUUCUCGUACUCGUUCACGGCAAAGGCUAUGUUUGUCGAGGGUGCCAAGCAGGCCGGCGACAAGCUGAGCCCGGGCGCCUCGGGCCGGCAGUUUGACUGGGACAACAAGGUCGUCAUCAAGCUCUCGGUCACCGAACUCGGCAAGAUGCUUGCUGUCAUCGACGGCAAGGCGCCUGAGGCCUCGUUCUUCCACUCGAUCAUGCCGCGCGGUGACGGCGGCGGCAGCAGCGGUGGAAAGAUCCAGUCGAAGCUCGACUUUAAGGACAACGAGACCAACUACAUCCUCGGCAUUUCGCGGCGGACUGGCGACCAGCCGGCCCAGUCGCUCGGCCUGUACGUCGACAUCGGCGAGGCCCAGGUGCUGCGAGUCGUGCUUGAGGCUGCCAUCAAGGACGCGGCGGGUUUUGAGCCCGAUGCGACUGUACGGCAGAGCACAGGGCAGCGCGGGGCGGUGCCUACACAAAGUCGAUCGAGGCUUGCAUAAAUGCUGACCGCGAGA
This is a messenger RNA of Thecamonas trahens ATCC 50062, 850 nucleotides long. RefSeq lists its product as uncharacterized. Gene Ontology annotation, molecular function: single-stranded DNA binding. The coding region runs from base 20 to 835 and encodes 271 amino acids. The record is from RefSeq and is a predicted model, not a curated record. The transcript has 2 exons. Lineage: Eukaryota; Apusomonadida; Apusomonadidae. Gene Ontology annotation, biological process: regulation of DNA-templated transcription; defense response.